AUGGCGAACGCCAAAUACACCGUUGAAAUCCCAGAAGAUGCUGUCUGGGUCACCAACUGGGACGAGCUGCAAGCUGCCCCUCGAUUCGCAGGAGUUCUCCUCCCCAAGUAUGGAGGCUUUGUCAUUGAAGUCGAUGAGAAGAUUGUCUUGGCUACGGAUGAACAAAUGAGUAAGGAAGUGCUCGACUUGCUCACGGAUUUGGAGAAAAACGACCCACAGUCUGAGGGCGAGCAGACUACUCCCAACAAGAGAGACAUCUUGCAGACGAUGUCUCAAUCCAAUACAGAGAUUCACGAAUCAAUCGAUCCUGAAGCAACAUGCUGCAGCAGCGAAGGCGGUAUCGCCUACAAAAACCUUUCACCUGAUCAAAAAGAAAUAAGCGACAUUCUGCGCAACAUGGAUCGCGAUCCUGAUCUAUUGGGUCUUGCAGACCUCGGCAGAGACGGAGUUUUCCGCUUCCUCGACGCUGAUCGCAACAUUCACUACGCCGUUCCUCUGCGACCUGCACUUGUCAAAGCCCUUAUUGAUCGUUUACCCUACGAUCCGGAAGUUGAGGCAUUUUGGCGUGGCGUGGAUGGGACGAAAGUGCCUGAAGAGCAGUGGUAUAACCCGCCCGAAGGAAUACUUCCUCCGCCUUUGACGGAGGAGGAGAGGAGGGAAGAAAGAGAGAUUAUGGAGAAGAAUAGAGAUAAGAUUGAUAAGGUGAGGGAGGAUCUGAAGAAGGGGAUUCAUCGGGAGCGUCUUGUAUUUAUAGAAUCGGAUAACAAGCUCGAGUAA
Molecule: messenger RNA, 777 nt
Organism: Fusarium musae
Lineage: Eukaryota; Fungi; Ascomycota; Sordariomycetes; Hypocreales; Nectriaceae
Exons: 2
Coding region: 1-777 (258 amino acids)
Source: RefSeq, a predicted model, not a curated record